Molecule: messenger RNA, 3787 nt
Organism: Onychostoma macrolepis
Lineage: Eukaryota; Metazoa; Chordata; Actinopteri; Cypriniformes; Cyprinidae
Exons: 5
Coding region: 221-1690 (489 amino acids)
Source: RefSeq, a predicted model, not a curated record
AAGAUUACCCUCAUUCACGCUGACAAUUUCCUUUUUGAAAAGCUUUUGUGAUCUGGGCGGCACCCACUGAUAUUUUCAGCGAACCAGAAAAUUCAUGCUCCGCCUGUAUCUCUGAAUCUGUUCUCUAUAGUUAGGUGUCACGCAGGUUUGUUUACGCAUUAAACUCGUGGCCACGAGAAGAAAAAAAAAAAAAAAAAUUCACUCACGUACAGCGCUCUACAUGCACAUUAACAAGACUACGUUUAAUAAUGAAUUUAAUACACCGACCAUUAAUUCUAACAAUUUACAACAGAACACUUCUAUGGAUCAUAAUCUAUUUUUAGUAAAAGCAGUGGAAAUGAAGCUUCUCUAUAUGUUGCCAUGGCUCUGGUGUUUACUCGACAAUGAUGUGUCUGGCGUUUAUACAGAUGGAGUGUCAUUGUCAGUGAUGGAGGGAGAUCCAGUCACUCUGAACACUAGUGUUGAAACAAACCCACAAGACAAGAUUAGAUGGUCUUUUAAUAACAUUCGUUUAGCUGAAAUCACUGGAGAUCAGAGUUGGACCUGUACAGAUGAACAGUGUAAUAAUAGUGAUGGGAGAUUCAGAGACAGACUGAGUCUGGAUCAUCAAACUGGAUCUCUGACCAUCAAAAACACCAAAACCACAGACUCUGGAGUUUAUAAACUAAAGAUCAUGAAAAACACAAGAGACCAUGAAAAGAUCUUCAUCGUUUUUGUUAAUGGUUUUUUCAGUGUUGACACAGAAGAAGUAUCAUUGUUUGUGAUGGAGGGAGAUUCAGUAACUCUACAAACUGAUGUUGAAACAAAUCAACAAGAAAAGAUCAGAUGGUAUUUUAAUGACAUUCGUAUCGCUCAGAUUACUGGAGAUCAGACUAAUAUCUGUACAGAUGUUCAGUGUAAAAAUAGCACGGAGAGAUUCAGAGACAGACUGAAUCUAGAGAAUCAGACUGGAUCUCUGACCAUCAUGAACAUCAGAAUCACAGACACUGGAGUUUAUCGUCUACGGAUCAUUGGCAGCAGCAACAGCAGUGAAACGAUUUUCAUUGUUGCUGUAUAUGGUGUUCCUGCUGCAGAAAUAGAUAAAAUGAAGAGAAAGUCAGUGAAGGAGGGAGGAUCUCUUACUUUAGAUCCUGGUGUGACAAAAAACUCAAAUGAUUCAGUGACAUGGUAUUUUAAUGACAUUCUAAUUGCUGAAAUUACUGGAGAUCAGAGUAAGAUCUGUACAGGUGUUCAGUGUGAAGAUGCUGAUGAGAGAUUUAGAGACAGACUGAAACUAAAUCAUCAGACUGGAUCUCUGACCAUCAUGAACACCAGAACCACAGACUCUGGAGAUUAUAAACUACAGAUAAACAGCAUCAGAAUCAGCGUCAUGAAGAUAUUCAGUGUUAAUGUCACUGGGGCAUCAUUGUUAAUCCUCCUGGGCAUGGAAUUCACCAGAGAUGCACAGGCUGUUGCUGGGAUCCUUUUCCACUCCUCCAUAAUGACAUCACAGAGCUGUUGGAUGUUAGACACAUGGUGCUUCUCCACCAUCCGCUUGAGGAUGCCCCACAUGUGCUCAAUAGGGUUCGGGUCUGGAGACAUACUUGGCCACUCCAUCACAUUCACCUUCAUCAGCAAGGCAGUUGUCAUUUUGGUGGUGUGUUUGGGGUCGUUAUUAUGUUGGAAAACUGCCGUUCGGCCCAGUUUCUGAAGGGAGGGCAUCAUGUUCUGCUUCAGAAUGUCUCAGUACAUGUUGGAAUCCAUGUUUCCCUCAAUUAAUCACAGCUCCCCAGUACCAGCAGCACUCAUGCAGCCACAGACCAUGAUGCUACCACCACCAUGCUUGACUGUAGGCAAGACACAAUUUUCUUGGUACUCCUCACCAGGGCGUCACCACACAUGCUGGACACCAUCUGAGCCAAACAAGUUUACCUUAGACUCAUCAGACCACAGGACAUGGUUCCAUUAAUUCAUGCUCUUGGACAGGUUGUCUUCAGCAAACUGUUUGCGGGGUUUCUUGUGAGCCAGCUUCAGAAGAGGCUUCCUUCUGGGACGACAGCCAUGCAAAACGAUGUAUUGCAGUGUGCAGCGUAUGGUCUGAGUACUGACAAGUUGACCUUCCACUUCUGCAACCUCUAAAGCAAUGCUGGCAGCACUCAUGCAUCUGUUUUUUGAAGCCAGCUUUUGCACCUGACGCACAGCACGAGGACCUAACUUCUUUGAUCGACCCUUGCGAGGCCUGUUCCAAGUGGAACCGGUCUUGAAAAACCUCUUUAUGACACUGGCCACUGUACUGUAACUCAGUUUUAGGUUGUUACUGAUAUUCUUAAAGCCUACACCAUCUAUGUGGAGAGCAACAAUUCUAAUUCUCAGAUCCUCAGAGUUAUUUGCCAUGAGGUGCCAUGUUAAACCUCCAGUGAUCAGUAUGAGAGAAUUGUACUCAAAGCACCAAAUUGUAACUGCUCUAAUAUAAGAUACACAAAUUUGUAUAGUCCUGUCAAGCAGACAAAAACAUGAACAUGAUGAAUAGGACAUGUGGCUUUGCAUGGUUAAACAACGUAUAGCUGUUAUCACUUGGGUGUACUCACUUUUGAUGCCAGCUUUUUUGACAAUAAUGGCUGUAUGUUGAGUUAUUUUUAGAGGACAGUAAAUCUUUACUGCUAUACAAGUUGCACAUUGACUACUCUAAAAUAUAUCCAAGUUUCAUUUCUAUAGUAUUGUCCCUUGAGAAGAUAUACUAAAAUGGUUGCUGAAAUGUGAGGGGUGUAGUCACUUUUGUGAGAUACUGUGUGUGUGUGUGUGUGUGUGUGUGUGUGUGUGUGUGUAUAUAUAUAUAUAAAACACCGGUAAAUAUUUUGAUUGUGGGCUGUUAGAAAAAUUGAGCUUUGACUCCAUGCACUCAAAAAAAAAAAAAAGAAAAAAAAAGCAUUUAAACAAUUAAUUUUGAUUUAACACCAUUGUAUUAGGUUUCUUAGGUUUGCAUUGUGUUAAAAUGACUUGAAAUAGUUAUGCUUUAGUUCAGCUAAAUGUUUUCAUUUUGCAAGACCGUUUCAGUUAAGUUGGUCAAAAUGUAAUUUGGUGUUUGUGCAAUUUACUAAGUAAACCCAACACAAUUAUUUUCAACCACUUUACUUAAUGUAUUUGAGUUGAGACACAUUAAUGAUUUUAGUUGUCUUAAAGUAUCAUUAUAGAAAAUAGGAUCCACUUCCCAACAUGCUUUGCAUGGGGCUGGAUAGGGAUAGUAAAUUUGAAUUAAAAUGUUAUUUUAUGCAUAUUUUAUCAAGAUGAUACAAUGGGAAUACUCGUUAAUGUUUAAUGCUCUUUUAUGUUUGUAUUUAAAAGAGUUUCUGGUAUGUUAGUUUUUGGGGGGUUACCAUCAUGGUAAAGUGCGGAGCAUGUGCUUGGGUAGAGGACCUGCUAACACACACUAAAGUUUAAUUAAAAAGAUAUAUAUACAUUAUUUGGGGCAUGCCAUGAAUGUAACAACCAUCUUCUGAUUAACUCCUAACAAUAAGAGCUAUAUUUAGCUUGUUAAUAUGUGCUAUGAAUAGCAGCUGCAAAGAAAUAUCUUACCUUAAAAUAAAUCAAUUCAUUCAUGAACAGUGGUUCCACAUAAUGGAGACAUGUUAUCUCUACUCAAAAAGUUUAUUUAGGAUGAACUUGAUUGAUUCAAGUUAUUUGAACAUGGUUGUUUAAGUUUACUCAAUUCCAUUUAGUGUUCCAUUGAAUACUGUAUGUUGCUCUUUUACCUUAUCAUAUUGAUGACGAAAGUAGAAAGGUGUAAAUAUCAGUCUAGUUAUUAAUCAUU